AUGGUCACAACCUCGGGCUUCUCGCAUGCACCCGUCACCCGCUUCGUGAUCCUCCUCUCCAUCUCCACAAGCAUCCUCUCGUCCAUCCUCGACCUCAAACACUACCUCCCCAUCCGCCCGACACCCCACCUAUGGCCCUACGUGCAGUUCUCGCGCAUCUUAACAUUUCAAACUGCAUACACAUCGUCGACGGAACUCCUGUUCUCGACGGCCCUGCUCUACCAGUUCCGCGUGCUCGAGCGCCUGUGGGGGAGCCGCAAGUACGCGAGUUUCCUGUUCGUGUGUUUCUGGCUGAAUGUCUUGAUCCUGCCGACGCUGGUCACGGUGCUGAAACUGGGGUCGCUGGGCAUCUACAAUUACCUGCCCAGCGGCUUGACCGCUGUCGUCUAUGCUUGUCUCAGUGCGUGGGCAGACGAGGUGCCGCAGUUGUACCGCUACAAGAUCAUUACGGCUGCUAGUCCGGGGCCCGGCGGGCGUGGUGGAAGAGAUGCGGUUGCAAAUGACGAGGGAGAAGACUCUGGGGCCAGCAGUAGUCACCUCGGUGCUGCGGCUGGAGGACGGGCGCGGCAGCUUUCCGGUAUCGUGCUGAGCGACAAGUCUACGACGUAUCUCAUCGCUGCGCAGGUGGCGUUGAGCCAGUUCCCAUAUCAGCUGCUUCCCGCCGCGGUGGGUUGGACGAUCGGCACGGCUUGGAUGGGCGAGCUGCUCCCUGGUGGGCUGGGCAGAUGGAGAGUGCCGAACUGGGUGGUGGGAGAAACCAGCAAUAGCAAAGAGAGAGGUCAGUUCGAGGGCUUGCGGCGUCGUCUUGAGGAGGAAGGCAGUUCCGCAGACGGUAUGAGGAACGUCAGUGAUAGUGUUGGUGCUGCUGCGGCGACAACCAGCCAAGGGAAUUCGCGGCGGCGCUUUGGUGGGCAAAUCCUAGGGUAUUUCACCGGUUCUUGA
Messenger RNA from Exophiala bonariae, 942 nucleotides. RefSeq lists its product as uncharacterized. The record is from RefSeq and is a predicted model, not a curated record. NCBI's taxonomy places the organism in Eukaryota, Fungi, Ascomycota, Eurotiomycetes, Chaetothyriales, Herpotrichiellaceae. The coding region runs from base 1 to 942 and encodes 313 amino acids. The transcript has a single exon.